UAUUUUUUUAAUGUAUCUGAUGCAAAGUUGCAGAUUUGAAAGAGAUGGUUUAAUUUACCUUGUCAACUACAACAUUUUCUGCUACAUUGCUUAGGCGACUCAUUAAAAGAGAGAGAGCAUAUUAAUACCCUUAUCUUUAGCUUAAUAUGUUGAUUCAUAUGAUUAUGAUAUUUGCUUCAAAGUAAUUAAGAGUUUUUGUGAUUUCUACUACUUCACCAGGAUGUAUCUUUCAAAGGUUUGCAUCUUAUGGUUCUGCUGUUGUUUCAUACCGGCUGCUGCGCAACUUAUCAAUGUUACUGACCCUACUGAAGUGCUAGCAUUGAGGAGCAUACAUGAAAGUUUGAUUGAUCCAAAUGGGCAUUUGAGCAAUUGGAAUGAUGAUGAUCCAUGCCUAUCUAACUGGAUAGGAGUUGUGUGCUCUAAUGAAACAAUAGAAGAAAACUUUCUGCAUGUUGUAGAAUUGGAACUACUGAGAUUGAACUUGUCUGGAACUUUGGCACCAGAAAUUGGCAACUUGGCUUAUUUGAAAAUAUUGAAUUUCAUGUGGAACAACAUAAGUGGGACAAUUCCAGUUGAAAUUGGCAAUAUCACAUCUUUGGAACUUUUGUUCUUAAGUGGAAAUGAAUUAACAGGACCAGUGCCGGAACAACUUGGGUUUCUUCCAAAACUACGUAUUAUGCAAAUUGAUGAAAACAAAUUAUCAGGACCUAUACCUUUAUCAUUUGCAAAUCUGAACAAUACAAAACACUUUCACAUGAACAAUAACUCACUUAGUGGACAAAUUCCACCAGAACUUUCCAAAUUAUCAAGCCUUAUUCACCUGCUUUUGGACAACAAUAAUUUAUCAGGAAUUCUUCCUCCUGAGCUAUCCGAUACACCAAACUUGAGUAUACUCCAGCUUGACAACAAUAACUUUGGAGGAAAUAGCAUUCCAGAUUCUUACGUCAACAUGUCAAAAUUGGUCAAAUUGAGCCUUAGGAAUUGCAACUUGCGAGGACCAAUUCCUGAUUUAAGCUUGAUACCACACCUUCUUUAUAUUGACCUUAGCUCCAAUCAGUUGAAUGGAUCAAUUCCUCCUAAUAAGCUUGCUGAAAAUAUCACAACUGUUAUUUUAUCAAACAACAAUCUUACUGGAACUAUUCCAUCCUAUUUUUCUAAUCUUCCACGACUCCAGAAAUUGUCGCUUGCAAACAAUUUAUUGAGUGGAAGUGUUCCUUCCAGCAUUUGGCAGAACAAAAUUUCAAAUGCUGGUCUAAAAUUGCUACUAGAGUUGCAAAAUAAUCGACUUAUAAACAUAUCAGGCAGUACUAAUCUUCCUCCAAAUGUCACACUCUUGCUUGAUGGUAAUCCCCUAUGCUCAGAUAACACAUUGAGUCAGUUCUGUAAACUUGAAGGAGCUGGUAGUGAAACAAAUGGCACAUCUCCAAAAAACUCCAGCAACCCUUGUCCAAAUCAAAGAUGUCCACCUCCUUAUGAAUUCUAUGUGAACUGUUUCUGUGUUGCUCCAUUGAUUAUUGGUUAUCGACUGAGAAGUCCUGGUUUUUCAGAUUUUCCUCCAUAUUUCACUGCAUUUGAGGAAUAUUUGACUUCUAAUCUUAAGCUACAUGCCAAUCAACUAAGCUAUACUUUUGAGUGGCAAGUAGGACCACGGGUGCUAAUGAUCUUGAAGCUUUAUCCUGAAUAUGUUGAUAACAAUAGCUCUCGCACUUUCAAUUCAAGUGAGAUCCAACGGAUCAGAAACAUGUUCACUGGAUGGGUCAUUCCUAACCGUGAUUUGUUCGGGCCUUAUGACCUGAUGGAUCUGGUUCCUUAUAAUAACGGGACCGAGACCUCUUCCAAUUCAGGCAUAAGCACGGGUGCUUUGGUUGGCAUAAUCUUAGGCUCAAUUGCGUGUGUAAUUUCGUUGUCUGCAAUUUUUAUUCUUUUACUAUUAAGAAUACGAUUAAGACGUCAUGAUGGAGUCUCCAAACCACGUCAUUCAUCUAAAAUCGCAAUACAAAUUGAUGGUACAAGAGCCUUUACUUAUGAGGAGUUGUCUGCUGCUACAAACAAUUUUGACAGCCAUGCUCAAAUUGGACAAGGAGGUUAUGGGAAGGUUUAUAAAGGUAUUCUUUCUAAUGGCACUGUGGUUGCCAUAAAACGUGCACAGCAAGGAUCACUGCAAGGUGAGAAGGAAUUUCUCACAGAAAUAAGAAUACUAUCAAGGAUACAUCAUCGCAACCUCGUGUCUCUGAUUGGAUAUUGUGAUGAAGAAGGGGAACAGAUGCUGGUUUAUGAAUUUAUGUCCAAUGGCACUCUAAGGGACCACCUUUCUGUUACAUCAGAAAAACCUUUGACUUUUGCUAUGAGAUUGAAGAUAGCACUCGAGUCAGCUAAAGGUCUCAUGUAUCUACACACAGAAGCUGAUCCUCCAAUAUUUCACCGAGAUGUUAAAUCAAGCAACAUAUUAUUAGACUCUAAGUUUACUGCAAAAGUUGCAGACUUUGGACUUUCACGUCUUGCCCCAGUUUCAGAUGUUCAAGGCGUUGUACCUGGUCAUGUAUCCACAGUGGUAAAGGGCACGCCGGGUUACCUUGAUCCAGAGUACUUCUUAACUCAUACAUUGACCGACAAGAGUGAUGUUUACAGUCUUGGUGUUGUGUUUCUAGAACUUUUGACUGGGAUGCAUCCCAUCGCACAUGGGAAAAAUAUUGUCAGAGAGGUUAGUCUUGCUUUUGAAUCGGGUGAGAUAUCUUCAGUUAUUGAUAAACACAUGGGGUCUUAUCCAUCUGAGCAUGCAGAAAAGUUUUUAAAAUUGGCUCUGAAGUGUUCUGAAGAUGAGCCCGAGCCACGUCCUAAAAUGGCCCAAGUGGUUAGAAUACUUGAAAACAUGUGUUCUGUGAUGACAGAUUCAGAUACAACGAGAGAUACAUCUACAAGCAGUGAUUCUCGCAAAACAGUCAGCUUUCUAGGCACACCUUCUUCAUCCUCAACCAUAAAUACUCCCUUUGUAUUAAGAACUGUAUAAUGUACCUUUUUAGUAGAGUAAUACCAAAAACCAAGCCAGUAUAGAAGAACUACAGAAGUUAAAAAAUAGUAGCUUUAGCAAUAAUGGUUGAUUUAGUGUGUGGUUUGUUAUUAGUUAUUAGUCUAUGAAUUAAAUGAUGAGAUCAUAGGUUAUUACAUUAGUUUCUGUGAGAUAUUUUCAUGUUUAUAAUGGUUGAAUAAAUAUAACUUUGUACAUUUGAUACAAGAUUGCAAAUGACUCUGUGCUUGGGUUUUGUUGGUGUAGACUUGUGUAAGGGUGUAAGUGUUUCCCAUGAAGAAAAAACCUUUUAUAUGAUAAAUACAAAUUAAAUCAAUUGUAAACACUAUAAUUCAAUCACAUGGAACUUAUUGUUAGAUGCUACUUUUCGCCGGUCAUGUUUUUUUGGAACUGCACUGCUGAACUACAGAAAUUGUUCAAAAUGCAGUUUUAAACAACAUAAUUUUUAGUUUUUCAGUUGUGGACAUUAGAAUAUGUCUUCAUGGGUUACUCACACACUCCGACGAAAUUUCAAAAAUAGCCCUUCAUUUCAUAUUUUAAAAUUUGGAUGCACUUAAAACAUAAACUUUUAGAUAUUGUAAUUUGGACGAACCUAACAGAUCACAUCUAAAUAAGAAUCAUGACUACACAAUUUAAAAAUAAUAUGGAUUCUAAAGUCCGGGUUUAAUCCGGAGAUAGAAAUUCGAACACUUUCUGUUUAAGUCUAUGAAGCACGGACACCCCUAAAACGACCCCGACACUGACACGGCGACACUGUUAAUAAUUUGAAAAAAUAAAUAAAUUAAAUGUAAUUACAAGUGUCGGUGCAGGUGUCUGUCAUCGACACGGACAUGUACACGCCUGAUUUCAGAGGUGUUCGUGCUUCAUAGGUUUAAGUAAACUCGCGUCUUU
Molecule: messenger RNA, 3916 nt
Organism: Vicia villosa (hairy vetch)
Lineage: Eukaryota; Viridiplantae; Streptophyta; Magnoliopsida; Fabales; Fabaceae
Product: probable LRR receptor-like serine/threonine-protein kinase At1g06840
Exons: 20
Coding region: 221-3007 (928 amino acids)
Biological process (GO): protein phosphorylation
Molecular function (GO): protein kinase activity; ATP binding; protein binding
Source: RefSeq, a predicted model, not a curated record